AUGCCAGGAGAGGCUGGAGCAAUAGGUCAGCAAGUAGACUUGCCUGAUCAAACACUGCUGAGGCUGCUACAAACCUUUAAUGUAAACAUUUCUGAGCCCCUGUUCUGGUGUGUAUUGAUGAUGUUUGUCUUCGAACCCUUCCAUAGAUGUGUGAUUGUAGGUCAGGGGCGGUUCCGCAACGUUAUGACUCACCACCUGGGAACAAAAUUGACGUUUCGUAUUUACUGCAUCCUUUCAAUAUCAUACAGCGUUUUGACCUUUUUCCUGUUUCAGAAGGCUGUAAACAGCCAGCCACGUAUGCGAGACCUCCAAAGGAAUGAGGCUCUACUGGUCGGCUACGUGUUUGCACUGGCGGGGUUCAUUAUCAAGGCACAUAUUCAUAUGACCAGCUCCAUAGCCUCAAUAAUGGGAGGUCAGUACUUUGGAAUAGACGUCCCGAGAAAGACGGCUUUUCCUGGCCCGUCCGACCGCUACUACCACCCUCUAGGAACAUCGUCUGUGAUGUGUUACUUCGGAUUAUCUGUCAUCCGAGCUAGUGCGGCUGGAAUACUGACAACCAUUAUUCUGGGAGUUAGCACCAUCUUGGCUAGCCAGUUGGAACGGUGUUACCAUGAGACGGGCGCUAAGGCGAAGCUUCAGCAACGUGCUUCCACUGGUGUACCUGGCUCACUUGGUGACGGCGACCGAAGAGCCGAUUAA
Molecule: messenger RNA, 699 nt
Organism: Candidula unifasciata
Lineage: Eukaryota; Metazoa; Mollusca; Gastropoda; Stylommatophora; Geomitridae
Source: the annotation of a GenBank genome assembly